GGGCGAUGAAAUAUUGCGUCAUUGCCAACAUGGCCGACUGACGUUACACUGCGGUCCCGAAUGGCUCCUCGUCGAUUAAAAUACUUUUAAGCAGAUGAAUGUCACGUGAGUCAUGUGAUCAGAUCGGGACAUCCCAGUUUAUGACGGUCCACUGAGACCGAUUCGCUGUCAGGUUGUGCUGACGCAGCCCGUGACGCGUCCAGGUCCCGAUGUUUCGCCGCUCGAGGUUCAGUGCUCGUCCCAACGUGGGCGGGCCCGGGAGGCCGUUGGCUCCGUCGCAGGAAGCCGCUCCGGUGAGUCAGGAGACCAAAGAUGCACAGAAAGACGUGGACGAAAAUGCGGCGACCGACGCCAGACGUGUUGAAGUUCCUGUGGCUAAGGCUGCCACACCGAGUGAUGGAAACGAUCCAAGUCGGGAUGCUACCGGCUCCUCGGCCGCUGUCCAGAGGAGGAAGCGCUUCUCUGUCAAGCCCAGAGUGGCACCGGGUCCCCUCGCCACCCUCCCUCGAACGCCCAAGCCGCCCGCCGAGGUGGGCUCGCAAAGUCCACCCAAAAUUGCAGACACCCAAACCCAAGCGGCACCAUUAGAAGUCCGGUCGCCGACAUCGCCUGAGCCUGAUCCCGUCGUCACCGCUUGUGAUAGUUUAGAAUCAGCGGCUGCCACCUCCGUUGAUCACUCCCCAAAAGGAAACAAAAAAAUCGAGAAGUUAUCGUCAGAUGACGGCCUCACCAAAAUUCCUCCCAGGCCGCCGGACAAAGCGGUCCCGCUGGACAAAGAAGCUGCGGCGCUGUCGGAGAAAGCAAAGACUCUCCUGUCGUCCAAGAGCAGGAAGUCACCGUCGAUUCCCCGCUUCUCCCUGAGUCGGCUUUUGAACGACCCGUCGGACAUUCAGAGGCUGGAAAAGGCCCAGAAGCUCCGCGAGCUGCUCAGACAGGAGAUGCGGAAAGAAAAGGGUGCCAAGAGAGCAAAGAGAAAGCAUGUCAAAGAAUACAGUUUGGACCCCUCCAAAAUGAUCAUGAGGGAUCUCAUCCACUACCUGCCGUUGUCCAACCCCAUGUUGUCCAGCGUAGAAGACGACACUCAGGAGAACGAGAACGUGGUUCCGUUUACCCAAAGGAGAGAAAAAUCACCGGAAAGAGCGCAGAAACCGGAUCCAGAAGUUCCAGAGGAACAGGAAGAGGCAGCGGAGGAGGACGGGGAAGAUGAGGAGGGACUGAUGGUGCCGCGAGUCAAAGUAGCUGAAGAUGGUACGCUGAUCCUGGAUGAGGAGAGCUUGACUGUGGAGGUCCAGAGAGCCAAAGGGCCCAACCCGGCGGAAGACCGAGACCCCAUCUUCGAGCGUGGUUCCACCACCACGUACUCCAGUUUCAGGCCGUCCACCUAUUGCAAGCCUUGGACCAGCGAAGAGACGGACAUGUUCUUCCUGGCGAUCAGCAUGGUGGGAACGGACUUCUCCAUGAUCGGCCAACUUUUUCACAACAGAACUCGAGCCGAGAUACGGAAUAAAUUUAAAAGAGAGGAGCGGCAGAACUCCUGGAGAAUCGAUAAAGCUUUCCGUGAGCGACGCAAGCUCGACAUUGAGUAUUUUUCCAAGCUUCUGGAGAAAAUUCUAGAACUCCAGGCCAACAGGAAGAAGCUCAAGUCGCUGGUGGAGAAGAACGGCUCCAAGAAGCGCCAGAAGAGGUCAAAGGUCACAAAACGUAAAGCAUUUGAGGAUGAGGACAUUGAGGAGGAGGAGGAGGAAGAAGAUGACGGAGAGAUUGACGGCUUCUGCAGCUCCGAGGCAGAGGACGGAGAGAAAGAGAACGACGAUUUCGCCAAGGACGGGAAAGCCCUCGGCUCGAAGAACAAGAAGAAACGCAAACGUCAGAGUGCGGAGGACGUCUCGAAUGCAGAACUAAACAAGUUGAAAACCAAAGCGGGAGAAAUGAGCGACGAGGAAGACAACGCCUGCAUACCUGAAGACACAGAAGCAGUCUUUUCUGAAGAUCAACCCGAUUCGCAAGUGUGUGAAAGUGCGGGGACGGACGACUCAUCCAAGAACGCGUCGAUCAAACCCGCUAAACUCUCGCGAGGGAGAGCGGCCAAACCAGUUCUGCCCCUCGGCCGAAAGUGGGGUAAAAAACUGCAGCUUCCUCCUCCCCUUGGUAAUGCAGAAGAUGAUGCAUCUGCAAAAGACGACGACGGCGUGACGAAUGAAGACUCGAACGAGCAGAUGGACAAAGAGACAUCAUCACCUACAAGAGGAGCCAGUGAGGAAGAGGAGGAGGUGGAUGAUGAUGAUGGUGGUGUUUCCUCUGGUGACGAGUUCGCUGCUAAACCUGCAAAACCCACUAGGUCCGGGAGAGUUCCCAAGCCUCCCAGCCACUUAAAUUAUCCCUCUAAGGAAGAAAAGCCCACCUCUGCACCUGAGCCAAAGUGCGCCUCCAAGAGGGCCAGAUCAGCCAAGGCACCGUCAGCAGCACUGACGUCCAAAAAGCCCAAACUUAUUACCCUCCGAGCAUCUCAGUCUGAAUCGAGUGACGAGGAGGUGGAGGUGGAGGAGCAGGAACCGCGGAGGGAUGAUGAAGAAGCGUUCGUGCCCGCCAGCUUGCGCUCUCCCUUGGUUGUCAUCCCACAGGUGGAUGAGACAAUAGAGAAUGUUAUUGACUACCUGUCCUUUGAACAUAAUGAAGUGUCGGAGAUGGAUAGCUACAACGAGGCUGCUCAAAUGCUGCUGGCCAUCGGCAAUGGUUUUGACCUGUCUCAGUCGGACACCAUUCAUGAUCAGAGAACAGACAUAGCAUUGGAGAGUGUAGAUGAGACCAACAAACACUUAGUGGAAGACAUAGUAGCAGAAUUCAUCGAGGAAAACAGCUUCAGCCCAAUCCUGUCUGUGCCAUUGGACCACAGAGUCACACAGAGGAAUGAGACUUCCCCCUCAGUGCCCACAGAAACAGAAUCUUCACCUCAGCAAUCUCUUUCGGUUCCUGUUUCAACACCUACUGUGCAAUCGAGCCCACAGAGUAGAAGUGGUCACUCAUCAAAGGUGAAACCAAAACCUAACCUUGCUAAAACCUCAAGGAUCACACAUUCCAAAUCCCAAACAGAAACAUCAACAGUAGUGUCUGCUUUGGCAUGUCUUUCUCCCCUCCUUAGUAAAGAAACAGCCCCUACUGUAGGAAAGGGUGAUCAACUCUCAGAAAACCUGACUUGUGACUUCACAAAAGCCAAUUUUGACUUAAGUAUGGAACCACCUGCUACAGAAGCCAAGUCCACAAAUGCUGAAAGUAUUCCUGGGACCGCAUCAGAUGUCGCAGUCACAGAACCACAAGGUGAUCAGUCAAACAUACCUUUGGUAAAAAAGAGUAGAGAUCAUGACACUGUUAGUGAAGAAGUACUUGAAUGUCAGAAAUCAGUUGCAGUUCAGGAGACCAGGAGUCGAUUCUUAAAGGUAAAACCAAAACCAAAUAUUUCACAGUUAUCAGGAAGUGCACAGUCUAAACUUCAGAGCACAAAGCAAACCGCUGAAGCACAACUACAACCAGAUUCUUUGGAGACACCAGAUCAAAGCAGCAGUUCAUCUGUGUCACCGACCAUUAACAUAGGCUCCAGUGUAAUACUUUCAGAGGAACUGAAUUCUAGUGUGGAGAACAAGGAAGUAGGUGCUGGACAUGCUGACAGAGAGACAAAGCCCACGGAUUCUAAAAUAAUUGAAACUGUUUGUAAUUAUGAGACGACAUCUAAUACAGAACCCACAGAAACACAGGCCAAAGAGUCAAAGGGACCUGUGGACCAAGAAUGUGGAGCUCAUGACUCCAACUUGCAGGAUUUACCUGAGUGUCCGACCCCGAGUAAAGUAAUUUCCACUCAUCAGACCAGGAGUAGUCAAUUCCCAAAGGCCAAACCUAAACCAAACCUUUCCCAGGUGUCAAAAAAUGCACGAUCUAAACCUCAAACUACAAAAGAAAUUAGCUUGUCUCCAAACCCUGAAGCCACCUGCAAAAAUACUGCCGAACUACAACCACAGCCAACUGGAACCUUGCUUGAAUUGCCAAGUGAAAGCACCCAAUGUAACCUGCUUCGAAACCAGGAAUCCACCUGCAAAACAAUAGCUGAACUAGAACCGCAGGCAGCUUGUGUGCCCAUCACAGACUUAACCUCUCUUGAGCUGCCAAGUAAUAGCACCGGUUCUGCUUCAGCUGUGACGCCCAUCAUAAACUUAGGCUCCAGUAUGAUACCUACAAAGGAACUGACUCCCAGUGAGCAGAAAAUUCCAAGUAUUGCACUUGCUGCAGGAGACACAGAGUCCACAGAUUCCAAAACGAUUGGGAGUGCUUGUAUAAAUGGGGCGUCAUCCCUUGAGGCACCAGCUCAAAGCACCAUUCCUGCUUCAACUAUGACGCCAAUCAUGAACUUAAGUGCCACUGUGAUACCAUCAGAGGAACUGCCUUCUAGUGAGGAGAAGAAUGAAACCGUUGAACAUACUACACAAGACACAAAAUCCACACACGCUGAUGCAGUUGAAAGUGGUCAGAAUAACGAGACAGUUUCUAAUCCCCAAGUGCAAGAGUCAAUGACGCCCUUGGUCCAAGAAGGUGGAGAUCAUGGCACUGCCAUGGAAGAAGAAUCUGAAUGUGAGAAACCAAGAGAAAUGUUGCCACUUCAGCAGACCAGACGUAGAUUCACAAGGAUCAAACCAAAGCUUCUACAGAUGUCAAGAAAUGGCCAAUCUAGACCACAACCCACAAAAGAAAUUAAUCAGUCUGAGGUAGGGUCACAGCCAACGUGUACCCUCUCUCCUGGGAAUUCUGCUCAAAGUGCCACUUCGUCUUAUAAUGUGACGUCAGUUAUGGACUUAAGCUCUUGUGUGAUGCCUUUAAAGGAACAGAAUUCUGGUGAAAACAAUAUGGGAGCCAUUGGACUUGCCACAGAAGAGAAAACCUCCACAGAUGCUGAAACAGUCAAAAGUGGUUGUGAUAAUGAGACGGCAAAAGUCACAGAACCAGAGGCUCAAGAGCCAAAGAAAGCUUUGGACCAAGAGUGUGGCGGUGAUAACACAGCUGUACCUGAAUAUAAGAAACUGAGUGAAGUGGUUUCCACGGAUCAGACCAGGAGAAGUCGAUUCCCAAAGAUCAAACCAAAACCAAAUCUAUGUACAUCCAGAACUGCCCGAGCUAAACCUCACAACGCAAAAGAAAUUAGCUUAUCUCCAAAACCCGAAUCCACUUGCAAAAUGACUGCUGAACUACAACCGGAGCCAACUGGAACCUCUCUAGAGUUGCCAAGUCAAUCCGCCAGUUCUGCUUCAGCUAUGACGCCCAUCAUAAAUUUAGGGUCCAGUAUGAUACCUACAGAGGAACUGACUCCUCGUGAGCAGAAAAUAACAAGCAUUGGACUUGCUGCAGGAGACGCAGAGUCCAAAUAUUCUGAAACAAUUGGGAGUGCUUGUAAAAAUGAGGCCUCAUCUGAAUCAUUAGUCGCAGAACUACAGGCUGAAGACUCAAAUACAUUUUUAGACCAAGAAGGUGGAGAUAAUGAUAGUACCUUGCAGGAGUUACCCAAAAGUCAGAAACCGAGUGAAAUUGUUUCUUGUCAUCAGACCAGGAGUGGAUUCUCUGAGGUCAAACCAAAACCGAAUCUUCUAUGCACAUCAAGUAGUGCACAAGCUAAACCUCGAAUCACAAAAGAAAUGAUCCCGUCUCCAAAUCUUGAAUCCACCUGCAAAACAACAGCUGAGGUACAAUCACAGUCAAGUGGCACCUUCUCUCUCGAGUUGCCAAGUCAAAGCACCGGUUGUGUAACAUCUGUGAUGCCAAUCAUGGACUUAGGCACCAGUACGGUACCUUCUGAGGAACGGACUCCGAGUGCGCAAACAAUGGCUGGCGUUGGACUUGCUGCAUGUGAGCAACUAUCCACAGAAUCUGAAACAGUUGAAAGUGAUUGUAAAAAGGAGGCGGCAUCUGAUGGAACAGUCAACAAAACAAAUGUGGAAGAAUCAAAUAAACCUUUGGACCACGAAAGUGGAGCUCAUAACAGUACUGUCCAAGAGUUACCGGAAUGUCUGAACCCGAGUAAAGUUGUUUUCAGGAGGAGUCGAUUCCCAAAAGUGAAGCCAAACCUUCCCCAGAUAUCAAGAGGUUCACUGUCUAAAUCUCAAAACACAAAGGAAACUACCCCGCCCUCAGAUCCUGGAUCCACCUGCAAACCAACCCCAGAAGUAAAAUCCCAGGCGACUUGCUCAUUCUCCAUCCAGAAGCAAGAGGUCAGUUCUUCACCCGUGACGCCCAUCAUAGAAUUAAAGUCCACUUUUACACCUUCAGAGGAAAUCUCUAGUGAGGAGAUGGUAGGAUCCACAGCCAGAGACUUAAAGUCCACAAUUGGUAAAGCAGUUGAAAGUGGUUCUGGUCAAGAGGCAUUACCACAGUCAACUUCUGAGACUUUUCAAAAUGUUCCCUCUUCAUCUGGAAAUAGAGAUCAGGAAGACUCAGAGGCAUCAAAACACUCUCAAGGAAAAAUUCAAAGACGGCGACACCUCCCCAAGAUUAAACCCAAUCUGAGAACCCCUGCUCGAGAAACAGGGUCUAUGUUGGCGUCGAAUGAUGUGCUAGACAAACCCUCCGAUCUAAAAUCAGACCGUCAAAUAGUGUCAACAAGAAGUGAGGUGAGGCCACCGUGUGGCAGCAACGAGGUCGUCUCCGUGGAAAUGUCCAUGUCGACCAUCCCGCAAGGUCAGAGCAGCCGAACCCCGACAGUUGGCCAAGAAACAACGAGCAACGUUGGUCCUCGUCAGGAGACUGUGACAACGACUGGUGCUUUAAAUUCCACACCUGAUGCCUCCUUCUUAAACAUCCCUUUGCCAGAUUCAGUUUCCCCAUUAACCUGUAGCACAGAGAAUACUUCAUUGCUCAAAACCUCCACAAUGAGGCAGAGCAGCCUGGUGAAACCCAAUCCCAAUCUCGGACGCAGGACUCCACCGUCGCGACAAAAGCCACUCAAAGCCGGAUCAGAUGCCGUAGACACUUCUGGUCCUCAAGAGCAAACGACUGUCCUGCAUACGCCAGAAGAGGGCGCCGACGAUCAAGCUAAUUAUGCCUGCCCCACACCGGCAAGUGAGACAGAAUUGCAAGAGUGCAACAUCCAGAAUGAAUCGGCAUCGGCAAGCACGGGAUUCGACCAAACUUCUGCCAGUCUAUCAAUAUUUCCAGACACGCUGGAAGUGCCGUCGGAUCCAGACGAGCCCUUCUUCACCCUGUCCCUGGUCGAAGUCCCAUUGGACGCGGCCCCCCCUGAGGUCCCCCAAGCAGGUCUAACCGCGCGGCAAAGCCUUCCCGUGGCGAGCGAGGUCGCAGGAACAGGCGGAUCCCAACCUGGCGUCCUCUGUGAAGAGAUGGGUGCUGCCACGAGUGCAUUCGUGGAGCAUCCAGUGCUGCCGCCGCCACCUGCUGGGAGCAAAGACACGGCCAAGGCAGCAGUGACAGUUUCUCCCAAAAGGAAACCUAAAGGCUUCCUUUCCUUCCUGUCUGGGACAAAAAGCGCUCCCCAGUCCAACGAAUCACGGCGAGGUAAAGCUGCUCCCUGCCGCCCGAACGUCAGUAAACCAAUGCCCAGAAAACGGCCCACGCCACCAACCGCAUCCCCACAAGUGUCCGCCACACAAAUGACGGAGGAGCACAAGCCGUUAAUGCCAUGUACAACGGCGUCGCAACCACCGCCCAGUCCCUCUCUCCCUGCAACAGAAGUAUCCGUAUGUCGUGACGACAACAGCGUGGCGGUCCUGGAAGAACCCACUAAUGUCUCGCAGUACUUCCUUAGUGACAUUUUCACAGAAGUGGAGGACACGUGAAACCACUCGUUUCCCUCUGUUCCCUUUCUAAUUUAUUCCAUGCACAUAAAAAGUUAUUCGGCUUUGGGGAGAAGGGGGUGAUAUUUUCAGAUGAAUCAAAAAUGCACCACAACCUCUUCAGGCGAACUUGGACCAACUCUAAAAAAAAUUUGGUGCAUUUUAGGUCCAUCCUGGAAUUGUACAUGGAAGCCCAAUAUCCCAGAUCUUUUUUUUUUUUUUUUUGAAAAGUGUAUAUUUGUUUCUCAGCGCUUUGUAUAUGUAAAUGUUUCAGUUCACCUAGAUUCCCUUUUUAUUUUUUUACAUAGACAAAAAUAAUCAAAAACUCUGACUGAUGCGGGUGGGGCAUGUUGCUGUGGAAUUUUGGGGAAUCGUAAAGCAACGGCCGCCUCCUCUUCCACGGGAUUUUAAAGACACCUUUUUAACGCGGUGUUUUUAAUGGCUCUUCAAUGGGCUGAAUGACAUUCGGGUGAAUUAUGCAAACGAAGAGGACUUUUUUGUUGUUUUGCCUGUAGCGACUUGAAACGUGUUCCAAAAAUAGUUUCAUUGCAAUCCAAAUAAACACGUUAUUCCACACGAA
Syngnathoides biaculeatus (alligator pipefish) is the source of this 8403-nucleotide messenger RNA. RefSeq lists its product as uncharacterized. The record is from RefSeq and is a predicted model, not a curated record. The transcript is spliced from 25 exons. NCBI's taxonomy places the organism in Eukaryota, Metazoa, Chordata, Actinopteri, Syngnathiformes, Syngnathidae. Gene Ontology annotation, cellular component: transcription factor TFIIIB complex. Gene Ontology annotation, biological process: RNA polymerase III preinitiation complex assembly. Bases 210 to 7826 code for a protein of 2538 amino acids. Gene Ontology annotation, molecular function: TFIIIC-class transcription factor complex binding.